Messenger RNA from Pelodiscus sinensis (Chinese soft-shelled turtle), 1701 nucleotides. Lineage: Eukaryota; Metazoa; Chordata; Testudines; Trionychidae. The record is from RefSeq and is a predicted model, not a curated record.
AGCAGGGCUCUCUAAGCGACGGGUAUGUAGUAGCUGUAGAGCAAGCAGCAUUAGUGCAACGAGGCACAGAAAUGACAAGAAUGAAGACCUUUUCAUUUCUUCUGUUACUAUAUGUAGCUUUCUCCUCUGCUUUUCCUGUGGCUCCAGGAACUGAAGAUGAAGACAAAAACACCCAGCUUGUGGAGAAUUAUCUGCGAAAUUUCUACAAGUUUGAACCAGAGAAGCAGUCUCCCUUUAAGAACAAAAAUACUAACCCUUUAACUGAAAAACUCAAGGAAAUGCAGACAUUUUUUGGGCUGAAAGUGACAGGGAAACCAGAUGUUGAAACUUUGGAGGUGAUGAAGAUGUCCAGGUGUGGUGUACCCGAUGUGGGUCAGUAUCGCCUCACUGAAGGAAAUCCAAAAUGGGAAAGAAAGGAUCUGACAUACAGGAUUGUGAACUACACACCAGAUAUGAAUCCAGCUGAUGUGGACAAAGCAAUCCAAAAUGCAUUUAAAGUUUGGAGCGAUGUGGCACCGCUGACAUUCAAAAGGAUCUAUGAUGGCACUGCAGACAUAAUGAUGUCUUUUGAAAUUGGAGAUCAUCGUGACAAUUCUCCCUUUGAUGGACCUAAUGGGCUCCUGGCUCAUGCCUUUCAGCCUGGCAACAAUAUUGGUGGAGAUGUGCACUUUGAUGAGGCAGAAUUUUGGACAAAAGGCUCAAAAGGAUACAACUUGUUCUUUGUGGCUGCCCAUGAACUUGGUCAUUCAUUGGGCCUGUCUCAUUCUGAUGAUCCCGGAGCCCUGAUGUACCCCACCUAUUCCUACAUUGAGCCUAACGAAUUUCGCCUUCCUCAGGAUGACAUUAACGGCAUUCAAGCAAUCUAUGGACAAUCAGAUGGCCCUAUUAAACCAACCGGACCCACAACACCAGUAACUUGUGACCCCAAACUGACUUUUGAUGCUGUCGCUACCCUACGUGGAGAACUGCUGUUCUUUAAGGACAGGUAUUUCUGGCGGAAGCAUUCUCAGAUCCCAGAGGUCGAACUCAAUUUCAUUUCUUUACUCUGGCCAAAUCUACCAUCUGGAAUUCAGGCUGCUUAUGAAAAUGUUGAAAAGGAUCAUGUUUUUCUUUUUAAAGAGAACAAAUAUUGGGUCCUCAAUGGAUAUGAAUUAGUGUACAACCACCCCAAAAGCAUCUAUGACUUGGGAUUCCCAAAAAAUGUUAAAAGAAUUAAUGCAUCCUACAGUGAUGAGAAUUCAGGGAAAACAUACUUCUUUGUAGGUGACAAGUAUUGGAGAUAUGAUGAAAACAGGCAGGCCAUGGAUCAGGGUUAUCCAAGGAAGAUAAUCAAGGAUUUCCCAGGAAUCGGAAAAAACGUGGAUGCUGUUUUCCAGCAUGAUAGAUACAUCUAUUUCUUCAUCGGAAACAGACAGUACCAGUUUGAUCCUAACGUCAAGAGAGUUGUCAGUGUCAUGAAAAGCAACAGCUGGUUUAAUUGCUGAUUCAUUCCAUGGACUUGUAUCCAACUUGUUAAAAUUAUUUUAUAUGUAAUAUUAUUAAUUUUUUAAUAGAUGUUAAAAUAUCAAAAAUAUAUUGUUCUGUAGUUUGAUCCUCUGGGAGUUUUGUCUGAAUAACUACAGAAUGUAACAGUACUGUUAUUAUGUAAUUUAUUGUAUUAUUAUAGACUGGACUUGCAAUUAUACAUAAAAUAUUAUAUAU